Molecule: messenger RNA, 3337 nt
Organism: Stegastes partitus (bicolor damselfish)
Lineage: Eukaryota; Metazoa; Chordata; Actinopteri; Pomacentridae
Gene: rnf217
Product: ring finger protein 217
Exons: 7
Coding region: 171-1067 (298 amino acids)
Biological process (GO): protein ubiquitination
Molecular function (GO): ubiquitin-protein transferase activity; zinc ion binding
Source: RefSeq, a predicted model, not a curated record
ACUGCACCGUGUACUGCAUCGCCAGCGACGCUCCGCCGGAGGACGCCGGAGCCGCGCACCGCCGGGAUGGAGCGGCCACAGGGGCGGAGCCGGAGGCCGAAGGGGACGCGGGCUCGAGUCCCGAGCCGACGCUGUACACCGUGGAGGACCUGGUGGACCCGUUCGGGGACAUGGCCCGCUGGAUGUACUGGGACCACGUCCGGGAGGAGGGCUCGGUGCAGAACUGCCGGGUGUGCCUGGAGGAUAAAUCCAUCCCCACGUCGCUGCCCUGCUGCAGAAAGAGCGUGUGUGAGGAGUGUCUGCGGCUCUACGUCAGCUCCCAGGUGCGAGUGGCCAAAGCGCUGAUCAGCUGUCCGAUCCCGGAGUGCAGCGGCAGCCUGGACGAAGGCGUGGUGGUUUCCCACCUGGCCGCCGAGGAGCUGGCCAAGUACCGCUACUUCCUGGAGCUCAGCCAGCUGGACUCCAGCACCAAACCCUGCCCCCAGUGCAGCGAGUUCACGUCCCUGAAGAGCCACGGCCAGAACCGCUCCGAGCACAAGUACAAGAUCCAGUGCAGCAGCUGCCAGUUUGUGUGGUGCUUUAAAUGCCACGCUCCGUGGCACAACGGCCUGAAAUGCCGCGACUACAGGAAAGGAGACAAGCUGCUGCGGACGUGGGCGAGCGUCAUCGAGCACGGCCAGAGGAACGCCCAGAAGUGUCCCGAGUGUAAGAUCCACAUCCAGCGGACAGAAGGCUGCGACCACAUGACCUGCACUCAGUGUAACACCAACUUCUGCUACCGCUGUGGGGAACGAUACCGACACCUCAGGUUUUUCGGCGACCACACGUCCAACCUGAGCGUGUUCGGCUGUAAGUACCGCUACCUGCCGGACAAACCUCACCUGAGACGCUUCAUCAGAGGCUCCGUGUGCGCCACCAAGGUGCUGAUCGCUCCGGUGGUGGUCCUGCUGGUCGUGGUGCUGGGAGCUCUGGCGCUCGUCAUCGGUUUGGUCGUGUUCCCGGUUUACUACGUCUGCAAGAGGAGGAAGAAGCAGCAGCGGACCAGAGGAGCCGGACGGUGGAUCUGAAGCUCGGCGAUGGCGGCGACAAUCUUCCUCAGGGACGCUCGGCGACGCUUCAGGACGCUUCAGGUGGAACCGGCAUCGUUGCACAUCCGGAUUAUUUAUGUCUCGCUGCAGAGCCGGACGGCGUCUAGAAACUAAACCAGACUGCGCAGGAGGUUCUUUUCCCGCUCUUUUCGUCCAACAGCAGAUGUUUGAGGAGAACAAACUGAGCGUCAUUCGUUCUUUUUUUAAUCCAGAAUCCAACGAACCAAAAUGGGGUUUGUUUGCACAUUUUACAGACACGAUGGCUAAAAGAUGAAACAGCAACGAGGAUAAAAGACGUUAAAAGAGAUCAGAAGCAGCCGCGUGAAGGUUCAUUGUUUUGUUGAGCAUCUGGUUGGUCGAUAAAGUUUGGAUAAAUAACGAGGCGCAGACUCGACGUAUACACAGCUACGGGGUUAGAAAAUCGGUCGAUCUCGAUUUUCUUCUAAAUGUUUCGGAGAAUGACUGUUGCCAUGGACACAGCGUUAGAAAAUGACAUCGCCGAUGUGCAGCUAAAACGCAGCGACAGAAAAUACGUGGAAAUAGAGAAACGAGAGCAUGUAAUUGGGUUUUUUUAGCCGCCGUAGCUUCGUAUCACGGACUCCUGCCGACUCCUCGUUUUAUCUUCGUCCACGUUUUUGAAGAUUAAGUUCUCCGAAUUCACUCUUACGUGAUUAUUUUUGCCACUAAAUGCGCCGACAGCUCGCGCAGAGUCGCUCUGAAAACCAAGAGAUCCUAAAAUUCAGGAGAUUUUCAGGCAACUUCUGGUGCAUCGGUUUUGCUCUUUAUCCAAGAAAUCUGUCUGAUCGGGGAGGGAAAAUGUGCUUCAGGAUCUUUUAAUCAACUAAUUAUGACUAAAAUGUAAAGAACAAAGCUGAAGAAUUUGGUUUGUUAAGAUUUCCUCGCUGUAAUCGUGUCGUAGCUCCGAAUUAUUAACCAAAUAAUCGUUCCGGUUUAUUUUCUGCGAGUUCAGACGUCAGAAGCUUCGUUUUUUUUCUCCUUUUUCUAUUUAUUUCUACCAAAAAGAAGCAGUUAGUUGUUGUUUUUUGUGUGCUGGAGGCGUAAAAAAGUAAAGAAACAACACGUUUUAGGAAAAAAAGAACGAAUGACGCAGUUCGGUUCAGUCUCCUCGGACACAGAGCUCCAGGAGGACGUCGGAUUGUAUCUCCAGGAACCGUUGAUGCUGCCGGAUGAGCUGGCUUUUUUUGUGCUGCAGCCUUCGACGAAGAAGAAACCAAAAGAAGCCAUGAAGAAGAAACGAGGCCUCAGCUCCACUGGAGCUUCACAGCAGCAGCUUCUGGCAGGACGUCUGGAUCUGAAGCCUCUUCUGGUUCCGUGUGGUGGUUUCCAUCCUUCUGUCCUCGUCCCAGCAUCGUUCUUCUGCCUCUGCCAGGACCUGCAUCAUCAGAAAACAGAGCUGCCAGAACAAAGCGCUGGAUGCUGCUCUGUGGCUCCAUUGUUGUUGUUGUUGGUGGUGGUUCACCAAAGAGCUGAGCUUGGCUGCUCCUGGUUCAGCAUCAGGCUGGUUGGUUCCAUCAGGUUUUUAGGGGUGAAGAACCGACGCAGGGCGAAGCUUCGACCGUUUAGUUCAACCUGCUGCUGUUUCCCUUUAGUGUGAACGUCGAGGCCUGAAAGCUUCACGCCGGUUCAUCAGAGUUUAGACAUUAAAUCAUCAGGAGCUGCGUUUAUGUUUUCAGUCCAAACAAAAGGAAACACAGAAAUUAUCCACCGAGAACCGACAUGCGAGGGUCUUUUCUGGAUGUCGGAGGUAAAAUGUCGUCUCCUGAGCUGCAGGUUUGUUAGUCGGAGCUCCACAGACGGACUCCUGCAAGCAUUUUUAACACAUUUUUAGUCCUUUUGAACAUUUUUUGGGGUCAUUUUGGCAAUUUUAAGUCAUGUUAAAGGAGUUUCAGGUCAUUUUUGUCAGUUUUUAGGUCAUUUCCACCGGUGUGUUCUUUUAUUUGGUUCUACUCCUCGUCCACAGACUCCAGUCUUUUUGGACGAUUUUGGGUCAUUUUAAGUCACUUUUGAGUCAAUAUGCACAAGUUUGACUCAUUUUGUGGCAUUUUUUGAGUAUUUUGAAAUGAGUCUUCAUCACUUUUGAACAGUUUUUUGUCACUUCAAAUGAGUUUUUGACCAUUUUUGAGUCGUUUUCAAGCGUCAUCUUCUGAUUCAGCGAUAAUUUUCCAAUCAGUUUGAGUUUUAAGUCAUUUUGAUUCACUUUGAAAGUGUUUCAUGUCAUUUUAAGUAAU